UUGUCAGAGUAAUUGGUGAAAAUACUUCUUAAUACUUCGGUACUUUGUUGCGACUUCUUGGAUUCAGUAAAGCUUACACCGACUAUUUUUGCAAAAGUUUUUCCUGAAGCGAAUAUAUCACUCUUCAGGAAAUUAGAAUAACACCCUGAAUCAUAUGUCAUGACUCAAGUGUCUUGUUUGGAAAGGCUUUCUGGGGUUUGCUUUGUAACACUCAACAGAGCUGCGAAGGGAAAGACUGGUCUUUCGCGGGCAUUGUCAACCAUGGCUGAGAAUCCGGAUCCCAAGGAAGCUAAAACUAUUUUUGAUUUCAAUGCUGAUGAUAUUGAUGGCAACAAUGUCCAGCUUUCGAAGUACAAUGGCUUUGUUACUUUUAUAGUCAACCUUGCAAGCAAAUGAGGCCUAACAAAGAAGAACUAUGCUCAAUUAGCCGAACUGCAUGAACGGUAUCAUGAGGGUGGUCUUCGAAUCCUUGGCUUUCCUUGUAAUCAAUUUGGAAGCCAAGAACCUGGAACCAAUGCUGAAAUUAAAGAAUUUGCAAUUGCACAUGGUGCCAAGUUUGAUCUGUUUGCAAAAAUUGAUGUUAAUGGUAACAAUGCUCAUCCAUUGUACAAGUUUCUUAAAAAGGCUCAAGGUGGCACUUUUGGUGACAGCAUCAAAUGGAACUUUACAAAGUUUCUCUGUAACAAGCAUGGUGUACCUGUGAAAAGGUAUGGCCCAACUACUGACCCUUUAUCAGCAGUCAAGGACAUUGAGUCAGAACUGAGUAAAGAAUAAGGCUUUAUAAGCAAUAAUAUCAAAGUUAUGAGAUACAAUGGCCAUAUUAAGAACAAAUUCUUUAGUGUUAUAAUCUAUCAAAGCAACAGUUAUUUCAAAUACAUUCUGAUCCAGUAAAUCCUUCAAAGAUAAAUAGUUUCCGUUUGUGUUCAACCAUUAUCUGUGUAUUUUAGAUUUAUCUAACAAUUGAAAUUAUUAAAUGAAAUUUUACUUUAAUGUUAAGUCAGAGGAUCUUCGUGUUCAGUUUUGAUUCAAGAAACACCAUUUAAGUAUCUUAAGAAAGUACAUUGGUACCAAAUGCUGCAAAUAAAACCAAAAGUUGCAGUGCAUUUGUUAUUUGAGUAAUUUUCAUCUGUUUUAUCUAUUGCCUUUAUCUGAUGCUUUCAUCCAUUGCCAAGGCCCUCUUCUUCAACAUGUAGCAUAUUGCUGCAAGUCCUCUCUUAUCAUUUUAAAUGUUCUAGUAUACAUGUGAAGAUGUUAAUGGUAUUGUUUUUUAUUAGAUGUAAUAAAGAGAAAAAUUAUAGAUAUAUAAUGUUUAAUUUGUAUCACAUUUGCUGGAUGUAUUUGUGAAGGGAAGCCAGUUAACAGCUUAUGUGUGGCUCCCCUGAUACUAAGUAACUAUGCAGAGUUGCUUGUGUACAUUGUAUAGCGAAUGAAUAUGCAAUAAAUAUUA
Rhopilema esculentum is the source of this 1447-nucleotide messenger RNA. RefSeq lists its product as uncharacterized. Gene Ontology annotation, molecular function: peroxidase activity. The record is from RefSeq and is a predicted model, not a curated record. Gene Ontology annotation, biological process: response to oxidative stress. Lineage: Eukaryota; Metazoa; Cnidaria; Scyphozoa; Rhizostomeae; Rhizostomatidae.